CUCUGCAUUGAUUCCACUAUGAAAGGAGAGUGUGUCACCAGUCGUCAUACUACAGAAGGAUUGAAGCCUCACGGCACAUACUGAAGUCACACAGGCUUGGAGAGAGAAACUGAAUCAGCACUUCACGUCACACACUGACAGACAGACUGCUCGCUUCAGAGAGAGACUCUUUACUUAACCAGCAUCUCUUCAUUUUCUCAAUACCUCUUGAGAUGCAGCGCCAUAGUAUCCAAAAUCUUCCCAGCCACCGGAAAGAUGAGAAGCUUGAUAUGCUGAACCUCAACCAGCGCCUGGAGACCUACUUGGGCCGCGUGGGGCUGCUAGAGGAGGAGAAUGAGCUGCUACGCCGGGAGAUCCAGACCCUGAAAGGCAGCAGCCAGGGGGGGCAGAUGGGUCUGGAUGGCAACUUGAGGCUGGCCAGGCAGGAAGUGCACGAAGCCUGGAGGGAGAAGGACCGGGUAGAGCUGGAGCUAGGGAGCCUGGGUGAGGAGCUCCAAACCCUGGGGCUGCAGAGGCAGUGGGUGGCUGAUGCCCAUGGGGAGGUGAAGAAGAAGUUGGAGGAGAGCAGGAAGCAGAUGGAAGAGGAGAAGAGGGCUCAGGUCUGGCUUAGAGGGAAGGUGAACCAACUAGAGGAACAAAUCCAGUUCCAGAUACAAACCCACCAGGAGGAUGUUGCCAACUUAAAAGACACACUAAUCCAUGUCACACCUCCACCACCAACCCAUAGCGGCACCCAGCUGCCCAACCUCCAGGAGCUGGGUGUGGAGUACUCCCAGAUGGCGGUCAGGGUGUGGCAGGAGGCGGCUGUGCUGUAUCAGGGCCAGGUAGAUAGUCUGGAGAGGUCUCUAAGCCAAGCCAGGAACCGCCUGGUCCAGGUUGGCCAGGAGAAGACUGAGAGCCUACUGCAACUUCAGGCGCUGGAGAAGGAGCUGACAUCAGCCCAGGAAAGACGACACUAUCUAGAGAGGAGUGUGUCCCAACGGGAUGACAAGCAGAGGCAGGAGAUCCAAAACCUGCAGGCCCAUCUAGAGGUGUUGGAAAUGGAGAAGGAUGCGCUGGGAGACCAGAUUGAUGGUCUCCUGAUAGAAAGUCAGGGUCUCCUACAGUUGAAGAUGUCUCUAGGCAUGGAGGUGGCCACAUACAGAGCAUUACUCGACAAUGAAAAUUUGAAGGGAAAUUUCUCUUCAACCAGUCACCGAAGAAGAAUAUCCAUACCUGGUGGAGUGCAUAGCCCUCGAGGUGUAAAGCAAAGCUUCCAGACCCAGGUGGCCACUGGCCACAGGAUCAAUUCUGCCUCUACCAUCCAUGGAAUGAGGACACACUCCAAGUCAACAAUGUAUUCAUCACCAAUCGCUCCAAAUUGUGUAACUGUAAAUAAAACACCUGAGAGAUCUGAAAUGACUGAGGAACAGCCUGUUAACUUUAACAUAGAGGCCAAACAGCAGCCAUGUUGGGCAACACCUUACCCCAAAGUACCACAGAAUGGAAUUGCUGUCGACUACUUCAGACCCCAGGAUGUCAAUGAAGAAGUCAACUAUGCUGAACCUCUCUCUCCUCACACUGAAGAGGCAGGAGUUGAUUUUAUAGUGAUGCAUGGAUCCUCUGACCUUGAGUAUCAAUCCAUUUGGAAUAGGGAAAAGGAAAAAGAGGAUCAGAACAUAGUCAGAACUUGGCCCGCUGAAGAGACAACCCUUAUGGAAUCUAACACUGUGCCAUCGGAUGGUCAAAAACUCUGCAGCCCUUCAGUGAGCUAUGGAAAUGCACAAUCUACUUGUUCAAUGACAGAGGCACAUUCAGAUUUCUCAGUGAAUGAUGAAAAUGAUGGAAAUCUUGAAAUGUCUAAUGAAAAAGAGGAACCUCUCCCAGAUCACCCUUACAGUCACAUGAAUGAAUUGAAGGAAGGACACCUAGAAACCACAGAGAAUUAUGAAGAAUUUGUUGAAAAUGAAGACUUGGAAUGCAAGACAUUCACAAACAGUCAAGAAUCUGAGUGUGGGGUGGGGAGAGGUGUUUACAACAAUCCAGAAGAGUUAAAACAAGAGAAGGAUAUUUCAUAUAAAUCUACUCAACCCUCCCUCUGCUCGGAAGAUGCGUUUCACCAUGUUAGAAGACUGGAGGAAGGUGUUGUAAGUCUCAUCAAAGAUAAUGACGAAAAGGAUAUCUCUAACAAAUAUGAGAUUCAACUGGAAGAUGAAUUGCAACCCCAUGGAUAUUUGAAGGAUGAAAAGUUGAAAAGAUUGGAAGGAUUAAAUGAGGAAAAUGAUAUGACAAAAGUCGUUGAUGAGUUCAGCCAGCUGGAGAAUAUCUCAUAUGAAUCUGCUCAAACUUCAAGCUGUUUAAAAGAGAUAUUUCCCCAAGCUGAAAGUGUAAAGGAAAGUGAUUUCAAUCUUUCCAUAAGGGAUGAAGAACAUGAUAUGACUAAUGAAAGCGAACAACCAGAUGAACUGAGGCCCUAUGGGAAUGUAACCACUGGAUGGGAAGAAGUGGGGUGCUUCAGCGAGAAAAACGUAAUGAGCGAAAGAAUGGAUGGUCGUGAAGAAGGAAAUGAUCUCCUGAAAGAGGAAGAGAUGUUAAUUCACAGAGAAUCCCAACCCAAUCAAACUGAGCAAAAUAUACCAGCUAAUGGACAGAAACUCAAUGCAGAUGAGGAAGAACACCUACUCUCAGGUGGAGAAAAAUGUAAUCUAUCUGACCAAGAGAAUGUACUCUCAGGUGGAGAAAAAUGUAAUCUAUCUGACCAAGAGAAUGUAAUCUCAGGUGGAGAAAAAUGUAAUCUAUCUGAACAAGAGAAUGUACUCUCAGGUGGAGAAAAAUGUAAUCUAUCUGACCAAGAGAAUGUACUCUCAGGUGGAGAAAAAUGUAAUCUAUCUGAACAAGAGAAUGUACUCUCAGGUGGAGAAAAAUGUAAUCUAUCUGAACAAGAGAAUGUACUCUCAGGUGGAGAAAAAUGUAAUCUAUCUGAACAAGAGAAUGUACUCUCAGGUGGAGAAAAAUGUAAUCUAUCUGACCAAGAGAAUGUACUCUCAGGUGGAGAAAAUCUUAAGGUAUCUGAACAAGAGCAAAUUGGUGAAAAACUGAAUCUAUCCGACAAUGACAAAGAGCAUGAAGAUGACACUCCCAGUACAUCUAUUUCGGGGAGGGCUGAGCUAAUAGGCAACAGCUACGCUCAGGAAAACACACUGGCUGACACACGUCCCCUAAUCCGGUACAAGAGCGACGAGACAGAUGCCAAUACUCAGGCCUCAUACAUGGGAGAAAGUGAUGCCAGUGAUGGAGAAGAGGACAAGGAGGUUGGACAGACAGGAUUAUGCACCUUGGGUGAAGGUAAAUCCAAACGGUUUGAUACAAUGGAAGACCUGUAUGAAGAGUCCGAAGGCCAUGCCAUGGAUCAGGAAGGUAAGAUGGGCUCCACACAAACAGAGGACACGGAUGGUAGCCAAGCAAUGGGGUAUGGCACAUUAGGGAACAAUGACAAACAUGCUGAAGAUUCAUGGAACCCGAAGGCAGAAGAGGAGCAAUUCUACGAAGAACUUGCAACCACUGGAGGGUACUCAAACAUUUACAGUGAUGAGGAUUAUAAUGAAGAGAAAAUUGAUAGAUUGGUGGAGCAGGAGUUAGAGAAUUUAUCUAUAUCCAGUUACAGUGAACAUUUUAUUGGGCCGAUGAGUAAGAGCGGGUCAGCAUUAAGCCUUCAGGCAAAAGACAUGAGCAGUGAAGAGGUGGAGCAGAUACACUCAGUAAACCUGAAUCAAUCUGGACAAAUACCUCUAAGGGAAGAAAAACUAAAUGAAUCUCAGCUAGACCAUAUACCUUCAAGCGGCGAUGAACUGAAUCUAUCAGAGUCAGAGGAAAUACCUUCAGGUAGAGAGACACUGAGUCAAUCUGAGCAGGAGUAUAAACCUUCAGAGACUAUGUCUUCGCUGCACUCCAGGAUUCUAAUGACAUCUGAAAACACAUCUCUUAGAGGCCAUGCAGUCAAAAUGUCCCAAGCAGAAUACUUGACUCCAGAUGUUUUUAGUACAGAACUGGGAUCUGACACCGACGAACAAGAAAAAGAGAAUGACCAGGAACUGUCUGCGCUGAAUGAUGUGAAUCAAACUAAAGAUCAUUCCAACCAUAGCAAAGUGAACAGCAGGCCUGGGAUUCCAACCGAUAUGAACAAAUCUGAUAUUGAGUCCAACAGCUCAGAUGAUGACUCGCCAAAUGCUAGCCAGUAUUUGGAACCUGUCACUAGAGCAAAUGUAACGAGAGAUCAGGAAGACUUGUUAGAUGUGGCUAUCUCUCAGGAAAGGCAUUCCUCUGUGGAUUGCUCUUCUCUUCUGCAACAUUCUACUGGGGAGGUCACAAAUGAGGAAACAACCCAUGAAGAUCUUCAGGCAGACAAAGCGGAAGUCUUCAAAAGUCCAAAUAAACACCCAGAGUCUGAAGCCUUGGCUAACAACGUUGUCGGGGGGGAUCUGGAGAAUCCGCAGAUGGCCAAUUGGAACACAAAUAUGGAGGGUGACACAACUAAAGCUUCCUCCAUCGAAGACGAUGAGAAAUGAAGGCCCCAACAGGUGAUGCAGCCUUUGUGUUCAGAUACGGUGGAAUGUGUAAAUGUUGCUUCUGAAGACGUGGGAGAAUCCUGGUCAUUGGGGGACGAAUAGGAACAAUUUCUAAAAGGAGUAAUGUUUCUACAAGAAGUAAAAUAGACGAUCAAUCACUGAGAGUGUAAAACUACAGAUAACGUUUUUCAAUUUGAGCAUUGAUUUACAAUCCUUUCCCUAACAUGAACGUGCCAUAUUCAUGUAAUAUCACAUAAAAUCUUGAACAUUUAUUAAGUAAUCAUCCAAGCAGAAUUAGUUUUUUUUGCUAGAAAAUCAAAGUGGUGCCUUUGGGGCACACCUUGCUGAUAUUAACCACCAGUGUGCCUACUCCAUCUGAGGACAGGGACCUGUUUGAAAGAUUUACAUCUCGAUUAUUAUGUUUUUUUCUUCUUCUAAAUGAAUUGGAGAGGCCAUAACUGAAACUGUACUUCAUUUGAUUGUACUGAUAAAUCCAAAGCCAAAACAUGCAAAAUGUUCUAAAGGAGAACCAUGUGUUUUUCUAGUGUCAACUUUUAGCUUAACAUCUUAGUUCAUUUCCUAAAGACAUUUUUGUAUAGAGUAGAUGUUUUGUUUUAACAAUGUUUUUGCAUAAACGUUUAAUUAUUAUUCUUCACACUACAAGGUUUGAUAUCCAAAUAGUUUUGCAUACAUCUGAAAACAUUUCAAACACUGUUUCACAAAGUAUGGCUGACAUUAUUAGUGUAUGUGCGAUAUCAGUCCACAACCCUCCCUGUGCACUGAUGGGUAUUUGUUACAAUAAAGCAACCUGAAUUUGUGUUCUUCGGGCUAGAAUUGCAAAACAAACUUAAAAUGUAGUAAAUAGGCAUAAUGAAGCAUGACAAAUAUGUUAACAAUUGUAUUUCAAACUUCUUCUGACUUAUUUUAUGCAUGCUGCCAUUAACUCCACAGUGAAACAUAUACAUUUUGUAAAGCUUUUAUGAAAUGUAAUGAGGAAAAACUAAUAAAAAUGGAAACAAAUAAACACAA
Molecule: messenger RNA, 5573 nt
Organism: Esox lucius (northern pike)
Lineage: Eukaryota; Metazoa; Chordata; Actinopteri; Esociformes; Esocidae
Gene: nes
Product: nestin
Exons: 4
Coding region: 213-4544 (1443 amino acids)
Biological process (GO): positive regulation of intermediate filament depolymerization
Cellular component (GO): intermediate filament
Molecular function (GO): CCR5 chemokine receptor binding; intermediate filament binding
Source: RefSeq, a predicted model, not a curated record